Molecule: messenger RNA, 1398 nt
Organism: Homarus americanus (American lobster)
Lineage: Eukaryota; Metazoa; Arthropoda; Malacostraca; Decapoda; Nephropidae
Exons: 5
Coding region: 76-882 (268 amino acids)
Source: RefSeq, a predicted model, not a curated record
CCGCAGAUAGCAAUUCACUUUGGUUUGCUACAUCAAGGAUAUACUCAAGGAAAUAGAUUUCCUUUUGUAGAUGAGAUGCGAAGAGUCAAAGAGACCGAAGAAGCUAUUUGUUAUAGUCCUGAUGUCUCCAAGUUUACUGGAGAUGAGGAGAUAACUUACUGGAGUCAUGAGGCCGUCAACCACCUCCUUGAUCUGUAUCUUCAGUAUCAAGCAGCUGCAUCAUCUUCUCAUGGAUGUAAAGAGGAAGUCUUCAUCAAGGUUAAAGACAAAAUGCAAGAGCUAGGAUAUGGGUACACCAGUGAGCAAGUGUAUGGGCAGUUCAAGACCCUCCUCACCCAGUAUAAUACUCGAAAAAUGAAACCUUGGUCACCUCCUCGUGGGAGCCGGAAGGUCCAGAACCCAGUUGGUGCUCCAUAUUGGGAAAAGCUACAUAAGGUUCUUAAUCUUAGGAAGAGCAUGUCACUAAGCUGGACUACAGGAGUCAAGCCACUGUCUCUACAUGAUCAGAAGAUUGUGUAUAGAGUGGCUUGUCAAAAAGCUGAAGAACUUCUUACCAAAAAGAUGAGAGACAAAGAACACAUGAGGCUGCUGGCACAAAUCACUGAAGGAAUUAGAGCGCACAUCAGAACAAAUAAACUUUUGGAUCCGGUGCCUCAUACACGUCAGGUUCGUCUUCACUUGACUGAUGCAAUAAAGAAUUUUGAUGAAGAUAAAGAAGACAAUAAGGACAUAAUACAACUGUACAUGUUGCUUGAAGAAUAUGACCUGUUGAAGCUCUUCCAUGAUGGUAACUAUGGCUUCUUUGUCAAGUACUGUACUCUAUCACUUAUUGGCUGUAAUACUGUACAAUGUAUUCCUUAUUGUGUUAGAACAUCCAGGUAAAGUUGUCAUCACUAGCUGCAGAAAACUUUAGUCAAAACGACUUAAAGAUACAGUAUAUUUUGCAGGAAAUAUAUGUUUCAAAGGCUAAGAAAUUAGUGGACAUAUUUUAUUUUAUGUUUGAAAAUACAUUUAGAAAUUUCUGCUAACUUCAUGAAGGAUCAACUUCACUCACUGGCAUAUUUGCACCUGACAGCUGCAUUCAGAUUCACAAAUAAAAUUUAUCUGGCACUGGAUCUAUUAAUGCAACUGAAGACUGAACGAGGGAACAUUAACCUACACUACCAAUAAUGACUAGUUUGAGAGGUAACCGGUUGAACCUGCUUGUAUUAAGUUAUCAGUAAUAGGAAAAAGGAUGAGUGUAAUUAUGAUAAGUGGCAGACCUGAAUUUGUGGGGAAAAGGUAGUGAAGGAUGAGGAAGAGAUGAGAAAUGUACAAUAAAGUAGUGAAGAAUGAGGGAGAGAUGAGAAAUGUACAAUAAAGUAGUGAAGAAUGAGGGAGAGAUAAGAAAUGUACAAU